This is a messenger RNA of Coregonus clupeaformis (lake whitefish), 3008 nucleotides long. It is a transcript of the gene rell1, whose product is annotated as RELT like 1. The transcript is spliced from 8 exons. The record is from RefSeq and is a predicted model, not a curated record. Lineage: Eukaryota; Metazoa; Chordata; Actinopteri; Salmoniformes; Salmonidae. Gene Ontology annotation, cellular component: plasma membrane. The coding region runs from base 303 to 1112 and encodes 269 amino acids. Gene Ontology annotation, biological process: positive regulation of p38MAPK cascade.
CAAGCAACAGUCAGAAAAAGUAUGAACGCGUAUCCCUCGGUUUCAACUGCCAAAGUUAGCUGUAUCGUAAAAAUUCAUGAAAACAACAAUUAGCUUUUUGAUCUUAAUUCAAGGUUAGGUUUAAAAUCACAUUGUAAGAAGAUAAUUGUAGAAAUAGGCGGGGUUUGUGGCUGUAGUGACGACCAUAUCCCUCCCUCCACAGACCCAGACCCCGAGUUGUCGUUGACCGUAGUAGCCAGCGUCCAAACCAGGCUGCCACAAGCCGAAAACAUCGCCACACCCGGGCAGCAGUAGUUUUGAGCAUGGCUAGUUCAGCUGUGACCGGUGUCGUACCACCGGGUCAGACAGUGGGCGGAGGCAGCAGCAGUGGAGUAGACGAACAGGUGAAGCCAGAGUACAUAGCCUUCGUUCUGGUGCCUGUCUUCUUCCUCCUGGGUCUCCUGGGGGUCCUGAUCUGCCACGUCCUGAAGAGGAAGGGUUACCGCUGCACCACAGAGGCUGAGGAUGAGGAGGAGGCGGCCCGGGCAGCGGAGGAGGAAAAGAAGGAUCUGGAGAUGUGCGCGGAGCUGAACGACACCUACGUUGAGGGCAACGACGACACAGUGGGACAGAUCGUUCAAUACAUCAUGGAGAAUGAAGCGAACUCCGAUGCCCUCAAAGCCAUGGUUCCUGAAACCAGCAUAGACUCAGAUGGCCCACCGCUGACUCCCACCUCCCCUACCUCCCCCAGCUCCCCCCCAGUGACCCCCAUCUCACCCGGUGCCCCGGCGGGGGCGGCCAAACACACCUGCAACCACCUGCACACCAUUGGAGGCAUGGGGGGCCACAGGAACAUCUGCAACCGCUGCAACCACAAGAAGUGGCCCCUGAUGAGGCAUGUUUCCGCCAAGAGGAUAGCAGACAGGAGGAGCCACGGCGAGGUCACUGUGCUGGCUGUGGGGAGGUUCCGGGUUACAAAGUGUGACAAGGAGAGGCCCGCCAGAGAAAGGCGGACCCUGCUCAUCACAGACUCCAACGGCAGCAUGCCCACGACGCCCACAGAGAAGGAACCCCCUGAGCGCAGGACCACCUCUGAGUCACAGCAGAAAGAUGAAGGGGACGACCCAAAGUGACAGAAACCAAGGUGCGGAGCAUCGCUUCCUGAAGAGAGCCGAGGGGGUGAUUAUUAUAAUUUGCAACACUUUUUUUUUUUUACCCAGAAUCAGACCGUCGAGAAGCAUCAGCGCGCGAGGGAGACCGACGUUGAAGAGCGGCAGUGUCAAUCCAGGGUUAAGUCCAUCCCUAUCUAUGCCCCUCCUCCUCCUCCUCCUCCUCCGAUGGUCAGACAAUAGAAGACAGCGGCGUUGAUGGUGAAUUGGAUGAUGACGAUUUAGACAGGAGGUUACUCUCUUAGCCCCUUGGCUAACAUCAGACUUGGCCCUCUGUCUCGGUCAAGGUAGCGGAAAGGGGGGGUGGUAUGGCGUGUGUGUGUGAAAGCAUCAUUGUGCCAUUCAUCAGACAGUGAGUCACUGGCAGCGCCCCCACACCCUCUCGUCACCAAAUAUGUGGAAACGACCACCAAAGUUAAUGGUUGAUUUCCCACGAUUCCGCUGCAAAGGAGGGGGAAACCACAAAUGCUCACCUGACCAGGAAGUUGAGAUUGCAUUGGGGUGUGUGUGUGUGUGUGUGUGUGUGCGCCAAUAAACUGUGCACUGUGUUGGAGCCAAAUACAAAUGCUAAAGGUACAAUCUCUACCUAGCCUUCAUGUCCACUUCUGACCCACUGGGCAAAAACUGGUUGAAUCAACGUUGUUUCCACGUCAUUUAAACCCCCAAAAUCUAAAUGAUGACGUUGAAUCAACGUUGAAAACUAAUUGGAUUUGCAAAAGGUCGUCAACGUAAGGGAGUUUUAAAGAAUCACCCAACUUUUAACCUAAAUUCAAUGUCAUGGUGGUUUUUUUUUUCAUAAUUUUUUUACGUUAGUUGACACCUCAACCAAAAGUAGACGUUGAACUGACGGCUUCCAAUUGGCUCGUUCUCCCCCCUCCUGUCCCCUGUAACUAUGCCCCAGGUCGUUGCUGUAAAUGAGGUGGUGUUCUCAGUCAACUUACCUGGUAAAAUGAGGGUUCAAUAAAACACGUCUGCCCAGUGGGGAGCUACUGCACUCAACUCAGUGCUCCUCUCAUUGAACAUACAUACUUUUUUCUCUUUCCUGUAAUCCUAAAGAGUCCUGGACAGAGUCUGUGGAUAAUGAUGUGCCUUUUGUAACUGUGCCAAACCUAUUCCUUAAAUAAAAUAUCACCCCCCCUUCUCUGAACUCUGCCUGACCCAUUCACUGUAUCUCGUCCCCCCCUUCUAGAACUCCAAUGGAGUACAUUAACUAGGUUAAUAUGGUGAGGAGAAAUUACCUUAUCACCUUUUAUUAAUUAACCUUUUGGUUGUCAUGGUGAUGUAUGGAACCGCUUCUGAUUCCACCCCAAUGAAACUACCCAUUUUAAUUGGCCAUUGACUCAUCUCUUUGCCAAUAUUUGAUUCCUAUUCAAAGGAACCGUGAACAAAUCCCUUUUUUAAACUUCACUAGUAGGCCUUAAAAUGCACUUAUUUCUGGAUCGAUGCACAGACAGUCUUCCUCGGAACAGCUUGGAUAGAGUAUCUGCCUUGUGUGUCUCACUGAUUUGAGUACAGUGGUAUGUAGUGGGAUGUACACUUUUUUUGGUGUGUGAGAGAUUUUGUAUUUUCAACGUGAAUCAUGAGGUCUAGUGACUUGCAUACCACCAAAUGUUUUGUUUUCUAUGGUGAAUAAAGUUUUUAGUACAGGACUUGGAUACAUGAACAUUACCUUUUUGAAAAAGAACGGUGGCCUUUUUAUCUAUAACAGGAGCUGAACCAAAAUGAUUUCACAAUGCAACAAAAAAAAUUCUCAGUGAGGAAAAGCAAUGUCUUGUGAUCAAAUGCUUUAAAAUGUAAAUUAUACUGUAACAAUUCAUCUUGUCUCCUAAUUGCCAUGAAUUAUAAACAAAUGUCAAAGUA